AUGAUGGAGAAAAAGAGAAAGUAAGUAAAAGGAUUUUUGAGUUGCAUGUGAAAAAGAAUCAGUCAUUUACAAUGUACAUGUAUUUGCAGUACCAGCAAAUAAAAAAGGCAUUCUGAUGAUUUAUGCUCUUAUCAGCGGCCAUCCUGCAGGGGUUGAUCCCGGGGAAUGUGCGGGAAUUUGUGCAAUGAUGUUCACAAAUCUCCCCCACCCAAGAAUUGUAUUUCUCUAUCAAAGAGCUGCCACUUCCCCUCUAACCUUACACAGCAGUUGGUUCAAAUGAAGCGUUACGUUACAAAAUGAAGUAUAUCAAGGGACGUCCAAAUUGAAAUAAAAUUUUAUUCUUGUUUAAUUAAAUUAGUUCUUUAAAAGAGUAGUAAUAUAAGGGUUGAUAAUUAAAAAAGUAAAUUAAGAGAUGAAAUUCAGGUUACUUUGUAUUAACUAAGUUUUAGAGUGGGAAAGGGCUGAUAUUGUAGAAUUUAUUGAAUAUAUUUCUUCUCUGUCAGGUGCUUUACAAAUUCUGCAGGGCAAUUCAAUUCCUUUUCUUGGGGUAAAAAUUAGUAGCAGAUGUCAACAUAUCUUGUAACAUGCCUAUGUAUGUCCCUGGGGUCAAUGACCUGGGAUGGCUGAUAAGCGCAUACAGUCGACUCCUGAUAAUUCGAACCUUCAAGGGAAACAGAAAAAAGUUUGAGUUAUUGGGAGUUCGAGUGAUCGAGGGUUUGAGUUAUUGGGAGUCAACUGUAUUAUAAAAAAAAAGGUAUUUAACAAUUAUUCCUCGAGCCCUAAUGGGCUCUGAGUCUGGCCGAGUGGGUUAUUGACUCAGAGGCCAUGAGGGCGAGAAUAAAAAAAUUUAGCUAGUUAAAGCUAGACUUUAAUCCUUUAUCGCCGCCAAAAAGCAUGCACUUUUUGUUACUUGGGGGCUAUAACAUAUAGCCUAGUCGAAGCUCAACCAAUCAGAACGCAGCAUUGAUAAUAGACUACUAGUUGGAUUUUACUAAUACAGUGAAACCUAUAUUAAGCGGACACCGUAUUAAGUGGACACCCUCUAUUAAGCGGACAGUAGCCGAAGUCCCCAAAUUUGUUUCCCUUAUUUACUUUAAAUGAAACCUUUAUUAAGGGGACACCUCUAUUAAGCAGACGCGGACACCUAAAAAGUACCUAAAAAGGGCCAUUUCUAUUGUUGCCAACCUGUAUUAAACAGACACUUGUAAUUAAAUUCCACCACCCAACAUCCCAGACACCGGAAAUGCGAAAGAUUGCCUCGAAUUGCCACCCACAAAUUUUUCGAUUUUUACAUUAAAAAGCGUGUCUUGACGAACUUAUUUGGUUAGUACAGGAUUAUUUUCUGUUUCGUUUUGUUUGUAUCUGAGCUUGUUUCACUCAUCUGAUUUCUUCAAAUUUGAGUUGCAAUCCAUGUUUAUGGUACUAUGAUCAAUUGGUUCACUUUGAUAACGAAGUUAAUGUAAACGUCUAUCGUCAUAGUCUCUGGGAGUAUUAUAAACGCUUCCACUGUUCAUUUGAAUGGCAUUUGACACCUCAUAUGACGUUAUAUAUCGAAACCUGUAUUAGGCGGACACCCUGUAUUAAGUGGACACUACAGCAUUCCCCGGGGGUGUCCGCUUAAUACAGGUUUCACUGUAAAUACUAUUUGGCAAAAGGUAAAGAGGCACAUUAACCAUGAAACCCAGCAGCCAAAGCUUAAUUCAGUUUCCCCCUUGAUGGUAUGGUAGUCCAUUGCAUUGUUACCCCCAGUUGUUUGUUUUGUUAAAAUCUUUGAUUGAAAUGGUCCAGGCUGUUGAAACAAGGGAUAGCACUGACUGGUUUACGGUCUUUUCCUAUCCAAGUCAAUUUGUACCCUGUUUCUGUCGAUUUGUACUCAGAGUCAUUAAAUCUCACCUAUAAGCCUUCAUGGGGUUUCUUGAGACUUCCUUACCUUUGAGAUUCUUUUUAGCUUCAUUUGAAUUUCAUGUAAUGUAGUUCUUCUUCUUAUUAUUAUUAUUAUUAUUAUUAUUAUUAUUUCCUUUCAUUUUUAUGUAAAAAGGCGUUAAAAAUCAAUGAAUUAUGUAUAGUCAACUGUCUCCUAAUGGACACCUCUAUAAGACGGACACCUCUUUAAGAUGGACACAUGGUGUCAGUCUCUACAGCUGUUUUCCAUUCAUUUUACUGUAACUAUACUCUCUCAAAGAUGUACACCGACACUUUUGAAAUUGUCAAGAGACACUUUAGAAGUGCUUUAUGUAGUACGAUAAUGAGAUAAUACCUCAAAAUGGAAAUUUAGGUGCUCCACAUGACAGAAAACUACAGCUAGGGGAAGCAAAUUACAUAGCCAAAUACAGUACGUCUCCUACAGCUUGUAUGUUGAAACCAUUAUUAUCAUUUCUACGCACCAUGUAGAGAGAAACAAAAACUCUUUUCUAUUACAGUGUUCCAGGUAUUACUGUUGUGCACAAGUAAAACAGAUUUGUAAUCAUUGCAAAUAGGUUCAGCUUUAUUUUCUUUUAAUUACUGGUGUCAUGUUACCUUAACUCUCUACAACCUGGACACGUCUCUAAGGUGGACAAUCUGGAGUGGUCCUGAAGGUGUUCAUCUUAGAGUUGACUAAUAGGUCAACAAGACAAGAUUUAGUAUACUUUCAUAUUUGUAUUCAUUAAUUGUUAACUUAAUCUACAAACAUUACAUAACAACAGCAAAUAUUCAUAUUGAGUUGUAUUUACUCUUUUGUUUUUGUGUUUAUGGGUCGACUUGAAAUGAGUACAACUUGACUAAAAUGUGGGUACGAAUAGACUUGGGUAUGACCCAACCAGUUACCUGCUAUCAACCUUUUGAACAACUAGGGCAUGGAUGAAAAGAGACAAGGUAGAACAAAGUUUCUUGUCUAAGGGAACAACCCAAUAGCAAAGCCUGAACCCAGAUCUUCAGAUCGGAAGUUCAAGUUGUUAAACCACAGGCCCACCAUGCCUCCUCAUGUGAGUGAACUAUCCAAUAAAUUUUAAUGGUCACUCAGCAUCAAAACAGAUUAAAGUGAGGGAGCAAACAGAUCUUUUCUUAGAUGGAUGGAAGUAGGGAAAGGAGCCAGGGAAAGUUUGUGCUCAGGGAUGUGAUGUUAUUGUAUCAGGCAGAAAAGUAAUUUUUAACAUCCAAGGACAAUAGUGUUAAGAAAACAUAUUACUGUUUUUGUUACAGACCACAGGAAGAUCCUCCCAGUGUCCCGAAAGGUAAGAUUUUCUGGGCUGCAACUAAGUACACACUGACUUUAACCCUUUAAACCCUAAGAUCAACAUUUGAGUUCUCAUUUGUUCCCCUGUUCAUUUCCUGUAGAAGUAGUGGGGAGAAGUUGAUAAAAUAUCAAACAAAUUCAUCAUGUCUUAUUGUGUCCGUAAUUCUCAUGACCACUCUGUUUUACAAAGCAUUUCAAGAUAUUACAAGGAGAAAUUUGAUGCUGGUCACCCUUAGGGCUUAAGAGGUUAAGAUGUACAGUGUACUAUCUGAGUGAAAAUGUUUUGCUAUAGUAGGCAGGAUAACUAGAGUAGAAGGCACUAAAGCCUAAACGUUUAUGGUUUUAUCUAGCAUCAUUAAACCUAAAAAUUGUUGAGUAUGCAGCAGGAAGUGGCAAACUAGCCAGCUGGUGGCUCAUUGUGACUGGGCUGAGAGUGGAGGUGUUCAUCUUAAAGGGGGGUCCUUUCACAAAAAAAAUAGUUUUGUGUUAAGAGCUCAUUGUAUGUAGGGAAUUACCUCUGGAGGUCUGUUUACCACAUGCUUAUUUAGAGAUAUAGAUAUAAUAAAAUACACAGUACGUUCUUUUAUUUUCAAUAGAUUUAGCACCAAACCACUGAUUAAGGACACCUUUUUUUAUUUCUGCUACUUAAGUUGGGGCUGCCAUUUUACAUGGUCAUCUAAGCCCUCCAAACUUCUAGCUGUUUGCAAAGCAAAGGCAGUACCUUCAUUGCUUGGUUAUUUUGAGUCCCUGGGUAUUGGCACAGCUUGGGGAUCAAACCAGUAACCUCCUGUUUGGCGGUUGACUAAGAUAGUGCUACCUUAGAUAUUACAUUGAACUUAAAUGCGAUGUUACAUACCAUAUAUAAUCUCUGUUACAAGCCCCCUCCCUUACUUUUAAGCCCUAUUCAUUAUUAAGCCCCCAUUUUGAACAGUCAGCAGACUGUACCAUAAUCUACAAUAAGCUGCCCCCAAACUGAGAGGAUAAUAAUAAUGCAAAAUGUAACAUAACAAUGUGGAAGUACAGAUGAAUCUUGUUUUUAGUGAAUUGUUAUACUUGUUAGACUUACUACAAACAUUUCUCACUGUCUUCCAAUAAAUCUUGUCAAGACUUCAGCCAGUGACUAAAUGCUCUGAAAGUGCUGCACAAGUAUUUUUGGAUAUAGUUUCUAUGAACUCUUGACAUCAUCACUAGUGUUCUUUCUAAGUGAUGGCUGAAAGUACAUGUAUCUCUAGACAGGCAAAAGAUUUCCUCAUGAAGACUUAAAAAUUGUGUUUAUGCAAUUAGUCGGUGGGGAAUUUAACUGCUAGGAAAUUUUUGAUUCUGGCUUUCAUUCUCGUCUUAGUUGGAGAAAUCAUAAUGCAUAGUUUUCCUUUCAAUUUCCCCUAUGUAUGCUUGAAAACAUAGGGAGACUUUGACAUACUGUAUUUCUUCGAUUAAGCGCCCAACCUCAAAUUAGCGCCCACCUUGAAUAAGCACCCAUCCUGUUGGGAGGAAAAUUUGACAAGUGCCCAGCCCCUAACCAGUGCCCACCCCCACACACAAUCCUGCCCCCCAACAACAACUUCAACAGCAAAAAAUAUGAAGUGGACAAGGAAAGUUGGUUGUUAUUUCUUUACUGUCCUACCUGCUUCUCGUCGUGUGACCCAUUUGCAGACGUUAUGCUGUGAGACAUCUAUGAGGCAAUAUCAGAGAGUUCACUUAAUGAUCUUACUGACAAUGAGAUAGAAAUUGACUAAGUGCAGUGCUACUAAGAAACUUGCCCAAAGACCGAGUUAGUAUUUUAAUUUUUUAAAAACACUUUCAAUGAACAGUUAAAAUUCUGCUCUGGCACAUCUUCUUGUUUUGUUAGUAUUCACUGCUUUGCUAGAAAAUUAACUUAGUACUUGCUCAGAAUAAUGAAAAUCUAAUAAUUGUUUAUUGUUUAUUGUUUUGUUUGCCAUAAAUUGUACAAAUCAAAUAAAAUCUAAUUAUUUAAACUCUCAUAGCGAGGAAGCCCAAGAGAAGCCACCGCGCUUAUAAGGAAUGGGCUCCCUCAGUUAGAUAAUUAGAACAAAAUAUUAUCAUAAUUACAAGCACCCACUCUCAAGGCCCAAAGUUUAAUAAGUACCCAGGGCACCUAAUCAAAUAAAUACAGUAAGAUCAGGAGACACUGGGCAUUUCAAUGAUUUAAUUAAUGAUAACAUGUUAUACAAGAACAGAAAUAUCAACCCAUGUAUGGUUGACUUUAUUGUGCUUUUCAAUAAAACACAAGCUCUGGAGUACAAAAGCCAACUAACUUUUAUGUUCUUAGCUGCUGUCAAUCAUCUUAGCAAACCUCUCAGGAAACAGGACUCUACUUCUGACGAGUUCAAAAGUUCAUGGCUUAUCAAAUUUCAGAGUUUGUGUGUUAUUGAAAAGAGCAGUAAUGGAAAACUUUGCUUUCAUUUUGCUUCCCAUCAAGAAGUGUAAACUUAUGAUGGAAAACUUUGCUUUCAUUUUGCUUCCCAUUAAGAAGUGUUAACUUAUGAAGGAAAACUUUGCUUUCAUUUUGCUUCACAUUAAGAAGUGUUAACUUAUUCUUAUAUCUGGUGAUGCAGCGCUGUCACCAGGAUUUUAAGGAGCCAUCUAAAUACCUCAAGUUAAGUAGGCAGGGAAUCAAACUGCUAGGGAUCCCUUUUUCUAUUUUCCUUCUAUUAUCCUAUGAAAUAGCUCAGGGAAACCCCUUGCUCCCGGCCUUUAAUGACAACUCUGGUAAUGUAUAACACUUCAUUUAGAAAUAAGUGUCAACAGCACUUCUUGAUCUAACAUUCUGCCAAAAACAGGUUUAUCUCUAGUGUGUGUAAUAGCUAUCCUUAAGUCAAAGAAAAAAUAUUUUUGAAUAUUGUUUUCACUCCAAACAGUACCCAAAAUUCAAGAAAUGUUCUACAUUUCAUGUAUAACAAGCUGAAAAAAAAAACACCAUGCAAAAGAACUGCGAAACAGGUUUAAAUUGCUGUAACUGUAGGAAGGUAGACUACUUGAAAAUUAAUAAAAUGUUUCCAUUUUGACUUCCUGUUCACAGGGAAAAAGCCAAGGCUAGUAAUCCAACUUUCAAAGCUUACCGAGGAGCAGGUAAAGAAGUUACAAAGAAAAAACCUGUCUACCAAGGAGAAAAAUGCAGAAAGCAAGCAGAAAACGGAAAGUGAGGCUAACUCUAACGUCAACCACAAUAAAGUAUUUGACUCAUCUUCCCAAAUAGUAAGGGAAAGCCCUGUGCGACACAGGCUAUCCAACCUUCUUGAUGGAUCAGAGCUCAGCCCAGAUAAUGACCUUGCAGUAGUCCCUACAUUUUGUGAUGAAAAUACAUGUACUACCAAAAUUGAUUCUAAUGAAAAUCAGUUAAAGCCACCAAAAAACCCAGACUCAGUGAAGGCCUGCUUGUUUAAUCCAAUCGCAAUAGCAGCUGAUGACAACUCAGCAGGUCUUACACAGGAUGAGCAAUGUAUAACUGUACCUUGUUACCCUGAGAUUGUUACCAAGACUUGCCUACAGGUAGAUGAGACUAAAUCUGGCAGCAACAGUCUGGCAGCUGAUGGUGUUUUCUCAACUGUAAAGACAAUUACAGGUGUUAAUCAGUGUCAUGGUCAAAUACAGUCAUCAAAGUAUAAUACUAUUGCAAGUCUUUCAGAACAAGAUAGUCAGCCUAAAUCUUCAGUUAAUGAUGCAGCAACAGAUGUUUCAAGUGGUAAUUCUGAUUUACCCAGUCACAAUGUGGUGUCGGAAAGUGAAGAAGCUGUGCCAUUAAGUGGUGAAAUGAAAGUCGAUCAUGAGGCUGCUGGAGACUCUGGGUGUUCUAGUGGAGAUAACUCAAUUGAUUAUGCAAGUGGAUACAGUACACUGGAGGUUUGUUAGGUCUUUGCUUUUCAUUAGUUUAUAAAGCUGAUUAGAAAAAAAAAAGGAUUUUUUAUGAGUCCAAGAGGCCUUUUAUCCAAUCUCAUUGGACGUUGUACUUCCAAACCUUCCAACAGUUAAGUGCUGGCCAUAAGUAAUUGUUUUUUUUUAUUAUUAUUUAAUCUUGUAAUGAUAAUAAAAAAAAAACAAUCAAGGCUGUGCUCUAAGGAAAAUUGAAGGGAGCCCAGUGCUCUAAACCUGUAAAAUCUAGGGUGGCCAGCAUAUCAUUUGAAUGAAAAAAAGUAAGAUUUCGUAAUCACCCGCCAGGGGCCACCAGGCCCUGCUAGAGCACAGCCCUGAAAAUAUUUUGCUCAACCAACUGUACCUGGUUAAAGUAAUGCCAAGAAGGAUUAAUGCAUUACAGUUCAUGAUUCAUCAUUCACUCUGGAAAGGAACGGGUCAAUCAGGCGCACUUGAAGGGAAUAACACGUUUUUGGUAGUUGCCAAGUAAUGUUCUGCUUUGCAAUGAUGGAAAUUGUAGGUUGUGAACUCCUUGCUAUCAGACCUUAAUGAAGAAAGAAACAAGCGGAUAGAACUAGAUGAAAGGAUUAUAAGUAUGGAAACGACUAAUCAAAAGCUGGUGUCAGAGUGUGAAAAACUGAAAGAUAUGGUGAAUGACUUACUCCAUUCAUCUAAGGUAAUACACCACUGAAAUGUUGUUGAUAGUGCAGUAAUAGCCUAUACAAUGUAAAAUGUUUGGAGGAACUCAUUUCCUUUUGAGGUAUUUCACGAAGGAACGGAAAGGAUUGUCCCAUGUCAUUCCAAAAAGUCUCAUGUUUAUAUGAGAAGGUGGGCUGUGCCGGUUUCCAAGAUCUUACGUCAAGCAACUGAGCAGGGCAGCCUGCCUUCUUACAUGAAAGCAACAGAUUUUUAUGAGAAAAUAACACAUAAGCUGAGCCAGCCUGGCUAACCAGGCUUACGCCUCACAUAAACAGGCUCUCAUUUGUGCUACACCUUGUGGUUUUUAUAUUUUCUUCACUGUCUGACAGUUGCAGUUGGAGUAAGGUAGUAAAUUUAAACUUUAUCAUUAUAAUCUUCGUUGUUAUUAUUGUUGUUUUUGUUUUUUUUUCAACCCAUUAAGUAUAUUAAUCUAAUCUGAAAGGAAUCAUACUUAUUUACAUUAAAGUUAUCACUCAAUUUAGUAAACUAUCCACAAAUACCACCCAAAACGUCCCUGAAAUUUGACAAUGAAACAUCAGUCUUCAGUCUUGUGACCUGAUUAUUUUAUUGCUGAAACUUGUUUUAUUAUUCACUCUAGAAUAAGGCUGCCCAUAUGGAAAUGCAUGGUUAUUGUGUAUAUCAAAUAUUCAUGGCAAUUACCAAAACUGAAUUAUCGUUUUUUACUAAUAAAAUGAUAAAUGUAUCUGCAUUGUAAAAAUGUGAAUGGUCCGUGUGUCACUGUUUUUCUGGUCUUGGCGUGUUUUUGUUCAAGUCAAAGUUAGGCACCAUACCGUUAUAAAAGUACCCCACAGUUCACAUCUCCAGCUCAUAAUAUUAAUAAAUCUGGUUUCAGGUGAACGCUAAAACAGUUUCCAGAGGAACACAGAUAAAUAUGAACAUAGUAAGUUAAUGGACAGGAAAUGGUUUUGGUUAUCAUCCAAAAUUUUUUAAUUCUGAACUACUGUCAGUGAAAAUUCAUAGCUUUAAUUAUCAGGAUGGUUUUUAUCUUUUAUUUCAAGGUCUUAAUUGCCUCUCUUAUUACACUUCUUUCUGCUUCGAUGCCACUUUCUCUGUCCCAGCACAGUUUUUUUGGAGGCGUUCUAUCAGUAAAAAAAAAAGUGGUUUCUUUUUUUUUCUCAAUUUUAAAAUUUGCCCUAUCAUUCCCCCCUGUCAGAUGCACUCCUCAUUUAUGGUUGUUUCUAGUUUUGAAGGUUAUUUGCUUUUUCACUUGGCAGACGUAAAUAAUUGAUGUCCUCUGGUUUGUUGUGAUGAGAAAAGAUAAUGAUUCUGUAAGACUGGGCAUUGCCAUUGGCCUUCCCCUUGGGUGUGGUGGAAACAGUCUUUGUGCCUAAGUCGACACUUUCUGUUAUUUGCAGAGUCUCCACCGUGGAAGGGCAGUUGAUAGGGCAACUUCACCUUUGAGAACAAGGGAUCCCUCCCCAGAUGAUUUGCAACUGUUUUCUUCCUCUGUUGGAUGCCAAACAAACUUUGAGAAAGUUGAACAUCCAAAGAUGGUGUCUUCAUUAAGCCAGACCGAUGAAGAAGUUAUACCACCCAAGAUAUUAGUGUCUAUUGCUUGUCAGACGGAGUUUGUCCUGCCAGUUGAGGCGCGGCCACAAGCGCGAGCAGCUCCACAAUCGUCCUAUGUGUCACAAAGACAAGAAAUGGCCAGGCCAAAUCUUCAAGCCACAGCACCCCUGCAACAUCUAAAUUUCUCACCCAGCACACAAGCGUCAAAUGUGUUUCACACUGCAUUCAUUCCAACUGGUCAGUUUUACCCAUUACCGCCAGAACUGCAAUUCCAGCAAGCUUCAUCUUUUCAAGCAAGGCAACAAGGACAUUCUUCAGCCCAGGUUUUUGGAAAUCGGCCUCGUGCUUCAGUUGCUACUUCAGUGCAGCAAACCACCACAACAGGCUACCAAGUAUUACCAUCACUAGAAAGGCAGACAGUUACCACUCAAGGCCUUGCACGUCCCACAUUGAAUGCCCUCCUCUCUGCUUAUAAUACGUCUGCUUAUAAUCCAAGCCAACAAAGACAUUCUCUGGGACAUCCUGUGCAAACAAGUGCGCAGCGUGCUCAGACAUCCCAUCAGAGAACUCAGUUUGAUGGAUUUGCGCAGGCUAGUGGUAGACAUCUCUAUUCUGCUCCUCAACAGAACAAUCGAACCAGCUCUUUGCAGCAAGUUGCAAAUUCCCAGGGUGCUGUACAGUCAAGGGUGAUUACAGAAAUUGAGCAACGUAGAGUAAACCAAACACAAAUUCAGCUUCCAGCUGUAGGAAAUCAGACAACUAGAAUUUCUGCGCAGCCAAACGCAAUGGCCUUACAACAUGGCAAUUCUCAACAACUUUCUUCCAGGCUAGUUUCUCAACCUCAAAAUCAAGGAAUUUCAGAGGGUCGGAUUCUCAGAAACACCAUACGGCCUAUACCUCAUUAUCAGCAAGGAAACGCGUCAUCAAACCAAUCGGCAGUCCAUGCGAUAACCAUGCAACAGUCAGUUUCGCAGCCUUUGGGAUUACAAACACUUAUGUUUGCUCAAGCAGACUCAGCUAGACCUCAAACCUGUCAAUCAGUAAAUCUGAAUGCAUCAAUGAUUCAGCCGGUUCAACGGUCUAUUUCUCAGGCUAGGACAGUAAGUGUACCGCUGUUGCAUAACACAAGAAAUCCUGUUCCAGUGCCUCAAAGUCAAGCAAGAAACUUGAGUGCCCCUGUCAAUCAGACCACAGUGACUACCCAACAUGCUGCACAAUUGCUUCCAGUGCAACAAUCAGUUCAAGCUCAAUCAUCAAACACGUACAAUUUUACAGUCAGACGGUUAACCCAGGCAACUGCAGAAAGGAAUACACAGGUACCUGAAAAUGACUUGAGAGUGCAACCAAGCGUACAGUCUCAAAGCCUCUUUGAUGAGAUCCGACGUGUAUAUAGUGAAUUGCAACAAAGCCUGGACGACGUCACUGCUAAAAAACAAAAGGAGAAAAAUACUGAAAAAGCAAAUGUAACAGUCGCUGUACCCGCUGCUGUUGCCACUCAACGGACAGCUGAUUACGUCACCUCCGCGGAAGAGUUAUCAAGUGUUAGGUCAGAAGAUCCCCUCAUCAGCCAGGGACAUAAGUUGGAUAAGGCACAUACAAGAACUUCUGGUGCUUCUGCUGGUUUGCACAUCGAAGGUGACGUAGCACCAGAAAGCAGGAAAGCCAGACAAGAAAACAAUCCUUUGUUAAGUAAGAAAGAUCGUCACAGGAACCCUGCCAAAACACCUAGUGGAGCCCUAGAAAAUACUGUACAGCGAUUAUUGGCCCAUCAAAACAGCACUUUAUCAAAACAUCAUGCCAGUCCCAAAACUAGUUCUAGUUAUGUUUCGGACUUAUUCGAUGGUAUUCCUCCAGUAGAAUCACAGCCGUCAGAAACAGGCACCAGUGGCAAAAAUGAGAACCAACCAGGUUGUGAAAGUGAAGGUGUUUUUUCGGGGAAGUCAAAAGCUGAUAAAGUGGAGGUAGAUUCUGUAGAUGACAAUAAGGAAACCAAUAAAGAGGAGCUUGAUUGUCGAGUAAAUUCCUCCGAUGAGAGGCAACCAAUUUCGGAAAUAACAUCUUUGGCCGAUGAGAGAGGGAAGGAAACUGGGGCUUCUUUGGCCUCUGAAGAAGUUAAUGAGGUAGUGCCAAUUUCUGGUGCAGGCGUCGAAGGACAGAGAAGUAGUAAUUCAGAUAGUAUGUUUAUUGCUCCAUCAGCUCCUCCUAAUAGAAAGAGUGACGUUGAGAAAGACAAAGACGAUAUUUACAUACAACUUAUGUCUCCUGUUAUACCCCAUGGAUUUGUUAGGCACAGGAAAGACAGUGAUUCUGAUAAUGUAUUUGUUGUUCCAUCAUCCCCUGUUAAAACAAGGAACGAUAGUGAGAAGAUCAAAGACGACCUAUACGUCAAUCUCAUGUCUCCAAUCAUACCUGUUUCACCACCACCCACAGCAAAGCGUCGAUCACAUAUUUCUCAACAUUACUGUGAGGAAAGUGAGACCACUCGAAGAAAAUCGCUAGGUGAAGAGCAAGACAGUGAUCCUUCUCUACAGAAAAUAGAGAGUGCAGACAAAGUCAUCAGUGAUAAUCCCAACCAAACAGAAAUAGGAGAGACAGACUACACCAGCAGUCCUGGCCCUCAAAGUACACAGAUACAACAAAGUGCGAGGAACCGAGAGGAGGGUCCUGAACUUCUAACGACUGAAGAAGAAGGCACUGUCGACGAAAAUAGGAUAAUAGAUGCAGAAAUUGAGUUGCCUGUAGCAGAAACGCAAGGGGGAAGUACUGACACUGACAAGGUUAAAGUAGCCGAAGCUGAAAUUUAUGAAGAAAGGAGGCCUGCAUCAGAGACAGGACAGGAGUUUCAUGUCACCUUUCCAAAUAAAGAUAUGGAAGUUGUUCGGAGUGUGGGAGGAACAGAUGACGAAAAUCACGUGGUGAAUAGCGUUGACCCUCAUAGACAAAAUGACUGUAGCUUUGUAUGCAGUGGCGUGGAAGAAGAACAUUCUGAAGAAUCUAGACACAAAGUGGGUGAAAGUGCAGAAGAGAAUGUAGGAGCUAAUCAAGGUGUAAGUGAUAAACACCUGGCUGUGGGUUGUGUCGACGCUUGUGCAGAGAAUGAUUCUCAACUUGCACCCGGUUUGGUAGCUACCAAGGAUUCUGUAGAAAGCGAAGACAAAACUAGUGAAGGGAUGGAGACAGAUGUAAUACCUGAUCUCAGUUCCCCUCAGAAUGUAGUGAGAAUGCAAGAUUCUUUGAACACUGGAUGCAGUCAGGAAGAGGAAAUGGAAACUGGUGCCAAACACACAAGAAGAGUCAAUACACAAGAGACUAGUCAAAAUGCAGGCAAUGUUGAUCCUGUUGGAAAGGAUAAUUUUGUUGAAGAAAUGGAGAUGGAUUCAAUACCUGAACUCAGAUCCACUCAGUCUGGAUGCGGUACCAAUGAAGAGGUGGAAACUUGUGUCAAGCAUACUGGAGGUGUCGGUACUGAGAAGGCACAAGAGACUACUCAAAAUGCAAGAAAUGUUGACGCUGUUGAAGAGAUAGAGACGAAUGCAACACAUGAACUCAGUUCCUCUCAGAGUGUAGCAAUACUGGAAGAGACCUGGAAGCCUGGAUGCAGUCACGAGGAAGAAGUGGAGACUAGUGUCAUGCACAGUAGUAAUGCAGACUCUCAGAAGACACAAGAGCCUAUUGAAAAUGCAGGCAAUAUUGAUUCUGUUGCUGAGGAUAAUGUGGCCCUCAACAAUGGAUUACUUACAACUACUGAAGGAAACAGCGGCAUGGAAGAGAGCGCCGUGCUUUCUUCUAGUAAAUGCUUAACUGAAGACAACAGUGACGGUUUAAAUGAGCAACAAUUUAGUGGGAUAACCAAAGGAAUUAGCAAACAAGACCAUUUUUAUUAUCGGUGCCAUGACUCUUCAGCUAUAAAAGAAGUAAAUUCUCUACUUGUAGAGAAACUUCCUAAUGAAAUGAAAAACCAACCUUUAGAAAGUAGACAAGAGCCAAAACAGAGUCUUGUAAAUGGCAUCGACAUUACAGGAAUACUGGUCUCUUCUAACAAAAACCAUGAUCAGAAUGAAAAAGAAAAUGCUGUCAAAUCUGAUUCUUCACAACAGCAUUUAAUUGAUGGUUCAACUUUACCAGUACCUAGGAUUGCUGUACGUUCAGUGGAUAACGACCUUAUGAUAAUGUGGGACUUACCUGACAAUGACAAAAUUUCUGGGAUAGAGUACUUUGAGUUAUAUUCAUGGAGCCGAGGUGGGCAGUGGCGUAAAAUUUCGAAAGUCAAAGCUCUUCGACUUCCUAUGGGUUGUACACUUAAAAACUUAGCACCUGGAAAAAUGUUCCGGUUCCGUGUUCGCGCACUGUCUCAUGGUGGAGUAGUUGGGCCAUUCAGUGAGCCAUCCUCUUUUAUGUCCUUAUAGCUGUGGCUCAAGUUGCUCGAAAGACGGUUAAUUUUAACCCGGGGUUAAGGCAAGUGUUGAACACAUUUCGCCUUUAAGAAUACAGCUAUUUUGAGAAAGUUUGCCGGAAAAAGUUCACGCGACAAUCCUGAAAGGCAUUUUGGGUGGUUUUGAGUUCACUGUUUUUCAAAGAAAUUUGAAAGAAUGACACGGUAGGCCAUAGACGUAGUUUUCCAGUUUUAACGGAAAGCGACAAAUAUAGGUUCGACAGCUGCAGGGUCAGGAACAGUUAUUGAUCAUAUCCCAUGUUGCCUUUCGGGAUUGUCGCGUGCAUAUUUUUUCCGACAACAUUUCUCGAGCUGUAUGUAAGUGACGGCGUUACUUCACGAGACAAUUGCGUGAACCGAAAAUGAUAUUAUACAACAUUCACGUAAGAGUAAACUAAGUCGUGGCUUAAGUGUUAAACCCUGGAUUAGUGCUAACCAUUCUUCGAGCAACUGAACAUUGGGAUUUUAAAGUAGUUUACGUGGCAUCUGGGGUCGUUGCCAAGACCACAUUAAACAGUUUCCGCGUAAUUUUAGUUUUAAUUGUAUAUACGUAGUUAAUAAUACAUUUCAUAUUGGAUUUAUAAACUCAUCGGGCGAUUCGAUAAUUGUAAUGUUUGUUAUAGUUAAGUUCAAGGCCAUUUUAAGUGCUCAUUGUGGUGUACACGUAACACAUUUUCAGCUUGAAAACGGUGCCUGAUCGGAAAGGAAAUUUGUCUGUUGGCGCGAAAAACACUAAAACAAAUUCAAGUCUCUUUCUCAGGGUAACAAAAGGUAAGGAAUGAUAUACGUUACCGUUUAGAAUCACAAGGAAGAUCAAAGGACGAGAAAACAGGAAUGAACCGGAUUUCGUAAAGUUAAAACGUGGUUGUCAAAGUUGAUAAAAUGCCCUGGGAAAAAUGAAAGUCUACAUCGGAGAAAAGUCAAAACGAAUUAAAGCUUCUGGGAAAAUUAACAUCACAACGCGAAACCUUCCUUUUGAGAUGGUAAACUCUAAAAUUUCACAGGAGAAAAAAGGAUGAAAAGUGGAAAGAAUGGCUUAAGGGGGAGGCAGCGGUGUACUUCUGUACCUUAUAUUUUGUAUCAAGAUUGUGUUUUGUCAUGAAAAGGUAAAGGAAUUUUGAAAACUAAUGCCAGGAGCAACCGUGUUGAAAACAGCAUUUUUUCACUUUGGGACGUUGUUUCUGCAUUAGGAUUGAAAAUUUUGUUUUCUUGUGUGUGCCUUGCAGGCGUUGAAGGCCAUUUGCAAACAGCCUUAACCACACGUACAAUAUUUUGUCUUCUCUACAAUCUUGAUAUAUGUGUUGUAGUUAUUUUUAUUAUUUCAGGUAAUUUUUAUUUUUCCUUUCGUUCAACUUCAUUAGCAUACAUUACCAUACCCAAAAACGAAAGAAACGCAAAAAUUACCGAGAUAAAAACUAACUACAACACAUGUCUUCAGACUUGUCUGUGUUUUACAAAUCUUGUUAAAUGUGUUUGCUCUGUUUGUUAUUAAAAAAAAAUACCCCCCAGCUUUUUUUAUUAAGGGGAUUUUUGUACUGUCAUUUCAAAAAUAUCAUUUUCCGUG
Molecule: messenger RNA, 15309 nt
Organism: Porites lobata
Lineage: Eukaryota; Metazoa; Cnidaria; Anthozoa; Scleractinia; Poritidae
Source: the annotation of a GenBank genome assembly